CAGGGGAGGACGGCCGUCAGGGCGGACGUCUCGCUCGUCGCUCAGGGAAAGGCGGGGGUCCGGGCUCUUGGCCGGGGGCGGCGGCGCCAUGAAGAUCUUUGUGGGGAACGUAGAUGGGGCGGACACGACCCCGGAGGAGCUCGCGGCCCUCUUCUCGCGCUUCGGCACCGUCAUGAGCUGCGCCGUCAUGAAGCAGUUCGCUUUCGUGCACGUGCGCGAGGCCGCGGGCGCGCUGCGCGCCAUCGAGGCCCUGCACGGCCACGAGCUCCGGCCGGGGCGCGCCCUCGUGGUGGAGAUGUCGCGGCCGCGGCCUCUCAACACUUGGAAAAUUUUCGUGGGGAACGUGUCGGCCGCGUGCACGAGCCAGGAGCUGCGCAGCCUCUUCGAGCGCCACGGGCCCGUCAUCGAGUGUGACGUGGUCAAAGGUUAUGGAAGUCCAGGAAUAUCCGGAUCCAGGCUCUUCUGCCAGGUGUUCUGGGGCAGGCUAUGGUGUUUGCAGUUUGCUUUUGUAUUGAGGAAAAAUGGAAAGGACUUCAAGGAAGGAAGUGGGGAUUCUGACUUUGGCUCUUAUUUGUUUUCACUCGGCUUAAUAAAUGUCAGAAUUGCUUCUUCACCAGGGUGGGUUCUGAGUGGAGAAUUGAGAAAUUUGGAUCUGUGAAAUUAAAAUUGCUGUGGUGGAAUUCGUGGUGUUAGGAACCUUCUUUGCUCGGUGCUUUCUCAGAAACAGAGGUAGCGGGUAGCGGAGGGAAAACAAUUGGCAUGGUUCAUCACGGCUUGCUUAGACUGAAAAGAACGGGAUGGGAGGUAGCUGGCAUUUCGUUUGGAAGCACCUGGAGAAUGCUUGUGGAUUUAAGAGCAGAAAUGUGUUUAUGAUCAUGGCAGUCAGGAGUACCGGUUUAUACUCCUUAAUGAGACUGUUUGAUUUGAUCAGGAAGAUCUGUGGGAGCCUCUUUAAUAUUAGAGCUCCCAGAGAAAGAGGGUCAUACUUCACAGAAUCCUUCUAACUCUCUUGCUGAGAACAGAAGUUUGGAUGAGGCGAGCCCCAACGGGGGGGAGGUAAUACAGUGAUGGGUGUGAAAGAGGAACCGUUUUUCCAUUACCUCCUAUUAUUACAUUGACGCUAGUCUUUACCACUUAAAAACCCAAGGCUCACCGUUAGAGGAGAAGGAGGGAGUUGGACCUUUAGUGCAACCUGUGGUCCAGGUGCAGAAGGAAAGAGGAAGCUGCUUGGUGACUCUGGAUGGCUUAGUGUAUUAGAGCAGCAGUUCUGAGCCACCUGUGGCUUUACCCCAUAGGCUCCGCAGAGAAGUGGGCGCCUUGUGUUCUGUCUUAAAGGCCCAUCACCAGCCUGGGGGGAGCUCUGAGGAGAUGCUGUCCCCUUAGACUUAGAACCUCCUGAAGAGUGAGUCUGUUGUGCCAUACUAGCAGAGGGAAUUGGGCGGUGAUGCUGGGAAACCUCGGUGCUUUGUUUUCCCUAUGGAAAAAGUAUCUUCUCAAAAGUUCCUCCAUAUAUUCCAUCAUCUAAUUUGAAGCGUUGAUGGGGCUCUUCAGGAUCCUUGAAUCUUCAGGUGUUUUUCCUUGCUGUUCUCUUAGCGAAACGAGGCUCUGUUCUCUUCUGCUGGUUCAGGCUCUUCUCCUGGGAGACUGGUUAGGCUUAUGACUCCCUGAGCCAGCUGGUCUUGUGCUUUUUUAUCUGCUUCCCAGAAGCCCCUUAUAUGGGUAGGAUUUGGUUGUAGUCCUAUAUAUAUAUUUUUCUUGGUGUAUCCAGUUAAUUUUAAUGUGUGGUAUUUUAUGUGGAUUUCAAGAUACUUUUCAACCUGGCUCUUAAAAACAUAAUUUUAAAAAUGGACAAAGUUGGGUUGUAAUUAGGGUACCUGGCCUUUUUCAACUUUUCCCAUCGUUCAUUGGUUGUUUUAGCCUAAUUCUACCCAUUUUGGGACUGAUUAGAAAUAGCUACCAAGGGAAUUCUCAUUCAAGUUUUAUUUCUCCUGACUCCUCUUGGAUGCUCCCCCACCCCCCUUGGACUGCUACCCUUUGCGGCCCUUCCUUUCCCUUGAGUGAGGUUUGAGUGCCUUCCUCCUUACUUUCCACUCGUGUGUGGGGUCUUUUCCUUCUUCCUUCCCUCCCCUGUGGAGAGGAGAGCUUGUGUUCUGCUGCGGGGUGGGAAGGGACUCAGUUCCCUUUAUUUCAUUCUUUCAUCAUCUCAGAUUCUAAGAUUGCAAGUAGAAAGGGUCUUCCUGCCUCUUGUUUGCUUUCUUAGAACAGGGGAAGGUUGGGAUUUGGAGGGCAUUCUUCUGAACCAGCUUUAGAGCACCCGUACGUGCUGUGACAUGAUACUUGAGAGCACUUCCACAUUUCUUAGUUCACAACAGUUGGCCAGAUGGAGAGGCAGGUCAACAGACUUGCCCAGCGGCUCUGAUGGUGCACUUGAAACCUCUUCAUCCCCCCUAGUCCCCAGCACCAUUUUGGUUCUUCCAUAUGGCUCCUACAUAGGCUUUCUCUUCAGUUGCAUUUGAAUUUUGAUGGUCAUGUGUUUGCCCCCAAGGAACAGAAGAGGAUACUGGUGUCCAUGGAGAACAUCUUGGGAGGAAGGCUCCACAUCCAAUGCCCUUCUCAUAGCUAAAGUACUUGUUUGGGAGCAGAAGAUGCCAUUGAUUUUGAGGGCUCAGCCUAAAUUAGACUGAUCAAUUACUAGUGAGAAGUGUUCCUGAUGGAGAGUCAGUGAGCGGGCUUAGUUCUUGCAUCUCACCAGAGCCAGGCUGGGCUCUUGUGGAUUCUUCUGGCU
This is a messenger RNA of Antechinus flavipes (yellow-footed antechinus), 2785 nucleotides long. RefSeq names its product RNA binding motif protein 14 (gene RBM14). Lineage: Eukaryota; Metazoa; Chordata; Mammalia; Dasyuromorphia; Dasyuridae. The transcript is spliced from 2 exons. Gene Ontology annotation, biological process: mRNA splicing, via spliceosome. The record is from RefSeq and is a predicted model, not a curated record. The coding region runs from base 89 to 658 and encodes 189 amino acids. Gene Ontology annotation, cellular component: cytosol; nuclear speck. Gene Ontology annotation, molecular function: mRNA binding.